CUGCACAUCUUCCUAAAACAGACAGAGAUGCAUCUCCACGUUGGGACAUCAUUGCUUCUUCUCCUAUUUUGCUCGGAAGCUGUGCAAGGUGGCAAAUAUGGUGAAGAUGCCGCACCUGCUGAUAGUGAGAAUGACACAUCUACAAAAGCAUUGACUACUAAUGAGUGUCUUAGUAAAUCCUGCAAGUGUGACUGCCAGGGAGGAUCCGGAUCAAUAUUAUCUUCAAGAAUGACUGUAUUGGAUUGUAUGCCAGAAUGUCCAUAUCAUAAACCAAUGGGAUUUGAAUCUGGUGCUGUCACUGCAGACCAAAUUACUUGUUCAAACCAAGAUCAGUACACAGGAUGGUAUUCUUCCUGGACGCCAAACAAAGCACGGCUCAACUGCCAGGGAUUUGGCUGUGCGUGGCUAUCCAAAUUCCAAGACAACGGUCAGUGGCUUCAGAUAGACCUGAAGGAAUUGAAAGUGAUUUCUGGCAUUAUGACCCAGGGGAGAUGUGACACGGAUGAGUGGAUGACAAAGUACAGCGUACAGUACAGAGUGGAUGAAACUUUAAAUUGGGUUUACUACAAAGAUCAAACUGGAAACAAUCGGGUUUUUUAUGGGAAUUCAGAUCGGUCAUCUACGGUCCAGAACUUCCUGCGACCUCCAAUCAUAUCUCGUUACAUCAGGAUUAUCCCGCUGGGCUGGCAUGUCCGCAUAGCUAUAAGAAUGGAGCUCUUAGAGUGUCUGAGCAAAUGUGCUUAAAUCGCUAAUAUCAUUUGUAUAAGUAAGCAAGAGCAGUGAAUUUCAUCUAAUAAAAGAUUAAGAUUAUUCAAUGAUCCCUACAAUAUUGACCUCAAUAUAAAUAUAAGGAUUUUAGUAAAGCAUGUGGAAAGAGUGAUGCUGAUUGCAUACAUUUGUUCUAAACUUUAACGGUUAAGUAAGAACAUGAUGUACUAAUAACACAGUCCUGCAGCCAGUCAGAUAUUAACUUUUAUUACUCGAACUGCACUUGACUGGUGUAUAACUGUUUGCUAUUUGUAGAUCCUUGCACUUUUUUUAUUGUGACAAUAGUUUAUUGUGAGACUACCAAAAACCCAAAUAAUAACAUAAGUGAUAUAUGGAGCACGACUGUGGUGGGGGAUGGGCAGUAAACAUACUAGCUUUGGUAACUAGUAAAGGACCAUGAUAAUCCCAAUUAAUAAUUUUAGCAAGGAAUGAAAACUCUACAGCAGUGGUUCACAAACUUUCUUGAAUCAAGGUGACCUAUACUAUCAGCACUGUUUCACAGCACCCCUAGGUUAAAAGUUCAUUAUUGAUAUAUUUGGGGGGGGGGGGGGAAAUUAAGUAAAUUGUGCCUGCCUGUCAUCAUUAGGUUCUGUUAUAAAACAUGUGGACAAUCUGAAGCGCAACUGUACACCACCAUAUGAUUGGCAGUCGCUAGCAUUGGUUUUGCCUAUCACUCUGACCAUAAAUAAUUUGAUUCAAUCCUGGACCACCAACCCAAGGCACCCCUGCAAGAGCGUCACAGAACCCCAGGGUGCCGAGGCACACUGUUUGAGAACCACUGCUCUAGAGUGUGUAGGCAUGCUGCAUGCAUAUCCCAGCCUGGGCAGAAAGCACAUUAGUGUGGGGUUUGUACACACAAACAUUGUACUUUGUCCUGACCUUUAAUAAAACAUUAGAAAAACAUUAGAAGGAACCUUUAAAAGCCUCCAUGUAGCAUAGUUUACUGUGUAUCAUGUACUCAAUGAGCAUUCCCAUAAAACUGCUGUAUAUUAAUAUUUUUCCAUUUCUAUUAAAUUCAAAUUGAAUUAAAUACGCUUAAAGCUGAAAGGUGGCCUCCGGCAGCUGAACAGCAGUGACAUAAAAUAAUAGAGACAGAGGGUAAGACUGGUGACUUUCUAUGGCCAGGACAAAAAUGCCAGACAUCUACUCAUUCAUACACUCCCUUGCCCAAGGGCUGGGCUAUAAGAUUGUCACCAAUCUGCAGAAGGACUCAUUGAAGUGCAGUUGAAGAGAACUUCUUAGCAACCACCAAGAACCUUGAUUCUCCAUUGUUACCACAGCAUUAAUUUUAGGCAUUCGCCUAAUUUUAAAAAUAGGCUGUUUGGUCAAGUGUAUAAUACUAUUAAUAAUUUCAAUAGUUUCAGAGCCAAAACCUUAGAUAAUGUUUAUUACCGCAGUGGAAAGCUGGGAAAUGGGUCCAUAAGGCCUGCACAGAAUAGGGAACUUAUAGUAUUUGCUUUUGUGAGUACAAUAAGACCUUCUUCUUGCAUAGAAAAUCUAGGGUCAAAUAGGGUCUGAGAUGUUCAGGGAUACAAAUGUGGAGGUUAGAUGGGUUACGUUUAAUUUGCCGGCUGUCAGGAUCCCGGUGGUCAGCAUACCUACGCCGGAAUACCGCCAGCCGGCAAUGCUGCCAGCUGGAAUAAUGGUGCUACAGGACUAUUCCCAACCAUGAGUGUCCAUGACACCUAUAGAGUGGAAAUAGAUCCUGUGGCGAGCGCAGGGGACUCUUUGCGCUCGACCCGCUACCGGCAUACUGGUGGCCGGGAUGCCGCUGUUGGUAUAUUGACAGCCAGCAUCCCGGCCGCCGGUAAAUCAUACUGAAUCCAGUUAGACUUUAGCGCCAUACAGAACCAUUUGGGUCAUCUAUGUUUCUGUGCAGGAGAAAAAGAACAUAAUUUAUAACUUUCUUUGUACAUGACUAGAAGCAAUAACAUGUUACAUGUUUUUAUAAUGAUCAAUACAAUUAGGGAAUAAAGACAAUAUAUAGAAAAUCAUCCACUCAUUAUCAGUAAAUCAGCCCAGGCUAAGAUAAGGCCCACGACUCUAGAGCAGACUAUUUAGUAAUGGGAAGAAAGGGCCAUGCGGAAAUUUUUUUUUUUUUUAAUUCUCAUGAAUAUUUGAUAAGCCAACAAAAUGUUUUCCUCCAUUAUGUAGGCACAUUAAUAAGCAGUUUAUAGUUUCCUACGAUAAUAUUUAGACUAUAUUACAUUUACUUGUAAACAGCCUUUUUAUCCCGAAUGCGCAAGGAAAUAAA
Messenger RNA from Pseudophryne corroboree (corroboree frog), 3022 nucleotides. RefSeq names its product retinoschisin 1 (gene RS1). The coding region runs from base 28 to 744 and encodes 238 amino acids. NCBI's taxonomy places the organism in Eukaryota, Metazoa, Chordata, Amphibia, Anura, Myobatrachidae. The record is from RefSeq and is a predicted model, not a curated record. The transcript has 7 exons.